Molecule: messenger RNA, 3655 nt
Organism: Ilyonectria robusta
Lineage: Eukaryota; Fungi; Ascomycota; Sordariomycetes; Hypocreales; Nectriaceae
Exons: 4
Coding region: 44-3403 (1119 amino acids)
Molecular function (GO): protein binding; RNA binding
Source: RefSeq, a predicted model, not a curated record
CGCCAAUCCUCUGAUCUCGUAAACGACACCCUUCGACUUGGCCAUGGCCGAUAGAGGCGACCGAGGUGGUCGAGGCGGUCGAGGAGGUCGGGGACGUGGUGGUCCUGGUGGUCCUCAAGACUCUCGAGGUGGAGGCCGAGGUGGUCGUGGAGGAGGGCGCGGUGAUGGCCGUGGAGGCGGGCGCGGUGAUGGCCGUGGAGGCGGGCGCGGUGAUGGUCGUGGGGGAGCCCCCUUCGAUGGCCAACGCGGAGGAAGAGGCCGUGGAGCGGGCCGUGGAGACGAAGGCCACACCGGUGGUUUUCGCGGAGGUUUCAGUGGCCCUGGACGCGGUGAAUCUGAUCGCGGUCGUGGUCGGGGAGGGUUUGACCGUGGACGUGGUGGCUUCGACCGCGGACGUGGAGGGUUCGACCGUGGACGCGGAGGGUUCGAUCGUGGACGCGGAGGUGGCCGUGGCCGUGGUGGAUUCCAGAGCAGUGGGCCUCCCGAGAAACCCGUCUUCACCAUCGAUGGAGCUGUUCCUGAGCCAGAUCUCGCAAUUAGCGAGCUUGAGCAACAGGUCGUAACUCAACAGACUGCCUCAAUGACACAGGUGGUCUCCAAGAUGGGCAAGCUUAAGGUGCAAGCCAAGGGAAGCACCACUUCUCUGUCCCAGGAACAGUUUCCUGCUCGGCCUGCCUAUGGAACACGCGGUACUGCUGUGGUCCUCUGGGCCAACUACUUCCGAAUCGUCACUAAGCUUGGUACCCUCUACAAGUACACCAUGGACGUGACUCAGAUUCAGACUGAGGAAACGGCCCCUGCUAAACCUAAGGGGAAAGGCAAGUCUAAGGGUCCAGCCAGACCUCAAACCAAGGAGGUCAAGGGUCGGAAGCUCUACUUCGUCAUUCGCGAGGCCCUCGUCGAGCUUUCAAAGAUGGACAAGUCGUUGGUGCUGGCCACUGAGUUCAAAUCCCAGCUGGUCUCGCUUCAGAAACUCAACCUUGAGAACAACCCACUUCGUCUGUCAAUCCCUUCUCAGAACAACCCCGACAGGCUUGAGACCUUCGAGGUCACCUUCCACGGGCCUGCCGAGGUACGAGUUGAUGACAUGCUGAAGUACCUUGGCUCCAGCGUUCCUGACUCCGAAGAUCAUGCUCUCCCUCGAUACCCGGAAGUUGUUGAUGCCUUCAACGUCAUCUUCGGUUUCGGGCCUAGAUCCAGAGUCGAUGAGAUCAGUCCAGUUGGAAGCUCUCGCUUCUUCUCUUUCAAGAAUGGCGGCAUUGCAACACCUCUCCUUUCCGACAACCGAACUCUUCAAGCUGCGCGUGGUUUUUUCCAAUCAGUUCGACUUGGCACAGGGCGCCUACUUCUUAACGUCAACGUCACCCAUGGAGUCUUCAGACUCGCCGGAAAGGUGAACGAAAUUUUCGAAAAUCUCCAAGUCAGGGCGGCCCCAAGAACGGACCGUCGCACUAUGCGGCUUUUGCGUCUCAUCUCCAAGUUCCUCCCCAAGGCCCGGGUCUGGGUGAAUAUGACACUGGCCAAUGGAAAGCAGAUCCGCAGUCAGAAGUCCAUCCACAGCCUUGCCACGGCCUCUGAACUUCGUCGAUCGAAGGGACAAAACCUCCCUGUCUUCGAUCGCGACUGGGAGUUUGUUGGGCCCCGAAAUGUUCAGUUCUGGAUGGAGACGCCGGGACAACAGGGUCGAUACGUUUCAGUAUUUGAUUAUUACAAAGAAAAGUACAAUGUUUCGCUGAAGGACUACCCGCUACUCAACAUGGGCAGUGCUGACAAGCCGACUUACGUCCCCGCUGAAUUUGUGGAAAUCCAGCCAGGACAGUCUGUCAAGGCUAAGUUGAUGCCCAGAGAGACCACCGACAUGGUCAACUUUGCUUGCCGGUCUCCCUACGCCAACGCUUUCUCGAUCACAAAUGAUGGGCGGGGAGCCCUAGGACUCGACGAUGGCUCACUUGAUCAAUUCGGCAUCUCUGUCGACAAACAUCUCUUGACGGUGCAAGGGCGAGUUCUUCCCUGCCCAGGGGUUACAUACAUGGAGAAGAAGAAGCCCAAGCCGCUCCACGUGCGCCCCAUGAACGCGUCCUGGAACAUGAGGGACGUCAAAGUCUUCAAGUCCGGGACCAUGAUCAACCGCUGGUCGUUUGUGAACAUCGUGCCUGACCGAGCAGGCCCGGUUGCUCGCCCAGUUGUGGAAGACUUUGCCAGGUUCAUGAGCGACAUGGGAAUCAACAUCAACACUUCCAUGGUGACACCUCCAACCGAGGCCAUGUCAGCCGAUAAUGUCGUCUAUGGGAGUGCGCUGGAGGGCUUCUUCUCGUGGGCUAAGCAGAACGGGAUCCAGUUUCUCCUCGUCAUCCUUGGGAGCAUGGACAGCGAGGUGUAUGCCAAGGUCAAGACCCUCGGAGACUGCACGUAUGGUAUCCAAACCAGCUGCGUGCAGGGCCAUUUCAAGAAGUUCGGCGGCAGCAGUCCGGGAUAUUUCGCAAACGUGGCGCUCAAGUGGAACCUCAAGGCUGGAGGUGUCAACCACAAGCUCCGUGAUGAUCUCGAUCUUCUGAAGGGCGGCAAGACUAUUGUGGUGGGAUACGACGUCACCCAUCCAACCAACAUGCCCGCCGGCAAGAGUGACGAGAUACCCAGCUUGGUUGGCCUGGUCGCCAGCAUUGAUCGCGAUAUGGGGCAGUGGCCGUCGAUUUCGUGGGAGCAAGCGUCUAAGCAGGAGAUGCUCGGACAGCAGCUUGUCGAUGCCUUCAAGUCGCGGCUGCAGCUGUGGCAGAAACACAACAAGGGUCAGCUGCCGGAAAACAUUGUCAUCUUCCGUGAUGGCGUCUCGGAGGGUCAAUUUGGACAGGUCCUUGAGAAGGAGCUCCCACUCAUCAAGGAGGCUUGCGGGGCACUGUACUCGGCGAAGAUGCAGCCCCUCUUGACCAUUGUUGUCUCUGUGAAGCGCCACCAGACGCGGUUUUAUCCCACGACGGAGAAGAAUUUGCCCAAGCACAUGAACAUCGAGAACGGCACCGUUGUGGAUCGAGGCGUCACACAAGCGCGAUACUGGGAUUUCUUCCUCACGGCUCACGCAGCCAUCAAGGGCACAGCUCGCCCUGCGCAUUACACGGUGCUCCUCGACGAGAUUUUCCGACCCAAGUACAAGAGCGAGGCAGCCAACGAACUCGAAAAGUUCACCCACGAGCUUUGCUACCUAUUCGGUCGGGCGACAAAGGCCGUGAGCAUUUGCCCCCCGGCGUACUACGCAGACAUUGUCUGCACGCGAGCGAGAGUGCACCGCCCUGAGUUUUCCGACGUCAGCGAUUUGGAGAGUGUCACAACAGCCGGCCCGGCAUCGAGUAUUGGAGGCGGUGGUAAGCAGGUUCACGAAAACCUGCGGGACUCAAUGUACUACAUCUAGUUGCGGCCGAACAAGGCCUUGGGAAUUGGUUGACGAUAUUGUUGAUGAGUGACGACUGCUAUUGCUUGGUUUGUGGCGACGUUAUGAUGAGCCUGCUACGGCAUUGGCUUAGUUUUUGCAACUUCAGGAUGAAGACUAUCACGACUAGCUUGGUUGAGAAUGGGUGAACAAGUACCAACAACCGAGAGGGAUCAUGUUGCUGUAAUAUUAGCUUGGACUGAUGACUUGGUAUAUGCCAACUCAGUCUCUAUG